Messenger RNA from Salmo salar (Atlantic salmon), 2448 nucleotides. RefSeq lists its product as uncharacterized. NCBI's taxonomy places the organism in Eukaryota, Metazoa, Chordata, Actinopteri, Salmoniformes, Salmonidae. The record is from RefSeq and is a predicted model, not a curated record.
ACGACGUUGGCAUCUGCUCUGACGUUCCUCCUGAAUGGAUGGCGUGUCUGAGAAGGUAUAAAGGUUUGGAGGUUGGAUGCUGUGGGUUAAAUAGGUAGAGAGGAAUCCUCCAGAGAGAUCCAGGCAUCAUGUCCCCCUCCACACCGGUGUUGCUGCAUCUGCUGCUACUGGUCUCCCUGGCUUCAGCAGGACACUUCUAUGGAGGCACCAUGUCCUUCACCCCCAAAGGGAGGAACGCUGACGGAACGUUCAAGGUGGAUUUCCGCUACAAGAAUACCCAUGAUUGGUGUGAUUACGAGGGCUGGUAUUGUUCCACAGGGAACUGCGGCUCUUCUGUCAAAGAUGUCAGAGGCACAAUUGACAGCAGCAGCAGAGGACGGAGUGGUUACAACAACCAGUGGUGUGAAACUGAAACUGUUGAGACCAAAGAUAUCCCCAGUGAUAAACCUUUUCAAUUGCUACAGAACAGCUGCUGUUGGAUCCCCACAGUAAACGGUCUUCUAUCUUGGAGCCUGGAAACACAAGUGGAUCUGGGAACAAGAUCUGAUACUGGUGAACCCAACAGAUCUCCAGUCACAGCCAUUCUUCCUUUCAUACGUGUUCCCCAGAACUGUCAGAGGUCCUACAACCUCAUGGCCUUUGACCCUGACGGUGAUCGUGUCAGAUGCAGAUACGGAUUGGUCAGACCUGAGUGCGAUAGGUGUGACCAGCCUUCAGGUUUCUACCUGGAUCAGGACUCUUGCUCCUUACAAUACGGCUACACUUCAACGAGUGGCGUCUACGGGUUUGAGCUAGUUGUAGAGGACUUUCCUAACCAACACAUCACCCUGUCCUACACCGAUGGCUCUACCGCCUCCCCCUGGCCCACUACCACCAACACCUGGGCCAGGUGGCCCACUACCGCCUCCCCCUUGCCCACUACCACCAACACCUGGGCCAGGUGGCCCACUACCACCACCCCCUGGUCCUCUACCACUUCCACCACAGAAAGCCUGUAUUCCUCCACUGCUCCCCUCAGCAAACUCCCUCUGCAUUUCUCUCUUCUGGUGGACUCUAUUGUUCCGUCCUGUGAUGAGGGUAUGUACCUGCCCAGGUUCGUGCAGCCAACACCACACAACGGAGAACAUCUCCACGCCGAGGUCAACAAAGAGCUGGAGUUCAGGGUCAAAGCCGAAGCUACACACUCAACGGUUAAUGAUGUCAUUGUCAGUGGACCUCUGAACAUCACCAAUCACAUGACUACCCAGGGGGAGUUUGUCAUCCGGUGGACACCCAUCCGGGACAAUCUGGGGGAGUAUUUCCCCAUUUGCUUCAUCACUGAGGGGCUAUCUGGAUCUAGUGUUUAUCAAUCUGAGAUGAGAUGUGUUGUGGUGGAGGUCGGACGCAGAAAGGUCAAAGCCAAGGUGGUGUGUGAUGAGACCAAGAUGACGGUAGAAGUGGAGAAGUCCUCUGUUACUGGAAUUCACGAGGACCAUCUCCGCCUCAACGAUCCCAGUAACUCUGCCUGCGACCUGCAACGCUUCUCUAACAACACCCACAUCAUUGGAGUCAUCCCCCUCAAUGCCUGUGGCACUCAGAUAGAGGAGGACGAUGACAACCUCAUCUUCAAGAACGAAAUCACCACCUUCGACAACCCCAACGACAUCAUCACCAGGCACCACCAGGUGGAGAUCCAGUUCUACUGCCAGUACGCCAAACGUGGCAAUGUGUCCCUGGGCUUCACUGCACACAGGGACAGCAUCACGGUGGUGGAGAAAGGCUUCGGCACGUUCACCUACCAGUUUGAGUUCUACCAGACCAGCCAGUUCACCAAUAUGGUGGAUCCCCGUGACUACCCGUUAGACGUGGUGGUGAAGCAGAUGCUCUACAUGGACAUUGAGGCCGUGUCCACUGUGAACAACACUGAGCUCUUCGUGGAGUCCUGCAGAGCGGCGCCGUACGACAACCCCAACUACCACCCCACCUACCCCAUCAUAGAAAACGGGUGCAUUGUGGACGAGACGGUUCAAAUCUUCUCACCCCGUCACCAGAGGCAUUUCCAGUUCGGAAUGGAAGCUUUCAAAUUCAUCGGAAUGCAUGACCAGGUGUAUAUCAGCUGUUCAGUGAUCCUGUGUGAGGCUGGGAACCCCAACACCCGGUGUGCCCAGGGCUGCGUCAACUCCACCUCCCCCCAGCCUGCUGGCCACCACCACCGCAAGAGAGAGGCCGCCAUGCAAACGGCCAAACACCACAUCUCCCAGGGUCCUUUGCGCCUGAGAAGGAGUUCAGAGAGCUCAGUGACCAACAUGAACAUGGGGUUGAUGGUUGGGUGUAUCGUAGCAGCCGUUGCCAUGCUGUGCGGAGUGAUGCUCUACAAGGACAAAACAUCAGGCGUUAAAUACCAGCCCCUGACAACAUUUGAGACUUAGUCCGAUGGCAGCCAUCCUUUCACGUAUAGCCUGCAUUCUA